Messenger RNA from Acanthochromis polyacanthus (spiny chromis), 5514 nucleotides. RefSeq names its product Rho GTPase activating protein 19 (gene arhgap19). The coding region runs from base 1 to 1578 and encodes 525 amino acids. Gene Ontology annotation, molecular function: GTPase activator activity. Gene Ontology annotation, cellular component: cytoplasm. The record is from RefSeq and is a predicted model, not a curated record. Gene Ontology annotation, biological process: signal transduction; regulation of small GTPase mediated signal transduction. Lineage: Eukaryota; Metazoa; Chordata; Actinopteri; Pomacentridae. The transcript is spliced from 12 exons.
AUGGCGGCAGGGAAGGAUGUCGAUGAAAACACACAAAAUAGAAGAGGUACAUGCAGCAUGGUGAUCAAUCGUGAGGAAUCACCAGGGGGCUCUCAUGCUGGCCGACCACCGGUCAUCUUCAACCCAGAUUUUUUUGUUGAGAAGCUCCGCCAUGAAAACCCAGAUGUUUUCCUAGAGUUGGUGCUAAGCAACAUUACUCGCCUUAUAGAUCUUCCUGGGACAGAGUUUGCCCAGCUCCUCGGCGAGGAGAGCCCUAAAACCCCAACAGGUGGAAACGGAGGCUUUUUCCGUUCUUUCAACUUCCUCAAACGCAAAGAUAAAGGUGUUGUGUUUGGGACCCCACUGACAGAAAGCUGCAUUGCUCAGAUCUACCAGCUUAUUGAGUACCUCAGCAAAAAUCUGCAUGUGGAGGGGCUGUUUCGGGUCCCUGGGAAUAGUGUUCGGCAGCAGACCUUGAAGGAGCUUCUCAACAGCGGGGCUGACGUCGACCUGGAAUCUGGAGACUUUCACCCCAAUGAUGUGGCCACACUGCUCAAGACUUUCCUGGGGGAGCUGCCAGAGCCCCUGCUGACACACAGACACUUCCACGCACACCUUAAGAUAGCUGACAUGACUUUGUUUGAUGAACAAGGCAACAAGACUGCGCUACCCAACAAAGAGCGUCAAGUCGAGGCCCUGCAGCUUCUCUUCUUGUUGCUACCUCAGGCCAACCGCUCUCUGCUCAAACUGUUGCUCGACUUGCUCUACCACACUGCCAAACAGCAAGACAAAAACAAGAUGUCCGCCUUCAACUUGGCCCUCAUGUUUGCACCACACGUCCUCUGGCCCAGACAUAUGACAGCGGGUGACCUUAAAGACAAUCUGAAGAAACUGAACAACAGCAUGGCUUUUCUCAUCAAACACUCACAGAAGCUCUUCAGGGCUCCAGUCUACCUGCGGGAAUAUGCUCGAGUGCACUUCACUGGGACCAAGGUUCUGCAGACCAAGGAUGAUCUGGACCUGUUGGCGGCAAGCAGCUCUCCUGCUCAGCGGACGGUGUUGCCUCUGAAGAGGGCAGCUGCACUGGUCCCCGGCGCUCAGGAGCAGUGUCAGUCACCAGCUCAACAAUACACAGAAGAAGCCCUGAAGGAGCUCUUCAGACACGUCCACCACAACAUGCCGGACUCUGCUAAGAAGAAGAAACUUGUCCGACAGUUAGUCAAACAGACAACCUCAGGGACACCUACCAAUGAGCACCGUCAGGCUCCCCCAGCUCCCACGAAGAAACACCCCCGCUCCCGCUCCUUUGGCGGCCUCAUCAAGCGCAAAGCUCGAGGUGAGCAGCUGACAGCAGAGAGGCGGGUCCGAUACGUCUCCCCAGAUGCUGUCACCAGAGCAGGAAGAAAAUGUGGAAAAGAGAACGUUACCCUGCAAGCGGUUAACAGCCCAUUAAAUGGUCCUGUAUUGGGGAAAGCAGGACUGGUAGUAAAAAACCCAGAUUUUGCUUUUCAUAAAGACAAAGGUGUGAAGGUUUCCAAGCAGGACUCUCCCUCGGUGUCCAGGAUGUGUUUCUCUCCUCCUCAGGAGAUCUCACUCUGAAACUCGAUGCCUCCUUUUCAUCUCAGACACGACUUGGGCAGUAUUAUUAUUAUUCCUCAUGUUUACUUUAGUGCCUUCAUUGUAGUAAGUCUAUUUUAACUGUGACUAAUAUACAGCAGUGCUAACCUGAGCCAGUUCAGCCAAACCAAACCAGAAACUUGUUCUGGUGACCGCAGGACAUUCAGAGACUGCUGAUGAAGUGGUGCCAGCAGUUGAAUGAUCAGCUGUGGUUUAAAAGAUGUUCUCUAUGGAUAUCGGCUAAACAGCUAAAGUGGAGACUGCAGAUUAUUUAAAACAUUAAAAUCUCUUUAAAAAUUACCCAUUUGUGUUUUUAGACUGUACAAUGCAAUUAUUUAAGUCAAUUUUUUCAGUACUUGAGGAGCGAAUUUGGUCAAUUUUUAGUCAGCUUUAUUAUGUUUUGUUUUGUUUUCUUCUUUCUGGUACGCAUAUUUAAUAUUAUUGGAUGUAGAGCUGCACAAUAUGACUUAUUCUCAGAAUGACAAUGUGACACAUUUUCUUCAGGAAACUGAAAAAUUUGCACACUACCAUUCAAAGGUUUGGGGUCACUUAGAAAUGUCCUUAUUUUUGAAAGAAAAGCAGAAGAUAACAUUAAAUGAAUGAUAAAUACAGUCUAGACAUUGUUAAUGUGAUAAAUGACUAUUCCAGCUGGAAAUGGCUGAUUUUAAUGGAAUAUCUCCAUAGAGGUACAGAGGAACAUUUCCAGCAACCAUCACUCCUGUGUUCUAAUGCUACAUUGUGUUAGCUAAUGGUGCUGAAAGGCUGAUUGGUGAUUAGAAAACCCUUAACCUUUGAACGGUAGUAGAUAUUGAAGAAUAUUCUUUGACCACCCUGUGGCUCACAAUAUGAUCUCCUCAAGGAUAAUAAUUUUAAUUGUGCUAAACUAGUCACUAUAAGCUUUAACAAUAACAGUGCUGUGUGGUGCUAAAUGUUAGCUAUAGCUGAGCUUUACCUGAAUGUGAACGAUGAAGUCAAAUGAUCACCAGGGUGGUUGCUUUGGUUUGGCUUCGCUGGUUCUGGCCUGCUUGUGCCAGUAAUAACUUGAAACUUGUAUUUUAGCUACUGUAUGAGAAUCUAUGACCACUAGCUAGCUGAGCUUACAGUCUGCUGUUGUGUAGAACAUGUAUACAUGUUGUACAGUAUGUGUGGGUCUGUGUUUUUACACCUUUAAACUUGUUCUUACUUUUUUGGUACGUUGUGUUGUGACUCUUGUCACUGGAUGAUGAUUGGGUGGUAAUUUCCUGGUGGUGAUCUGCUGAUCCAGAAUCAAUGAGCAGCUUACUUUAUUUUUCUCAUGUUUCAUCCUGAUAUGAAAAACAUGAUUAAUUAUUGAUAAUCUUUGUUACUCUCAUGGGUUUAUCAGUUAAGGGGAUCCCUGGUUGUGAAUUUGUUGAAUAUGAAAUGUUACAUUCCUCGAGUGUCUGACUAGUCUUCCGGUAUUUUUAAAAACUUUUUUUUUUUAAAUCUUUCUUCAGCACGAUCAUGAAAGGGUUGUUUGUUUUAAUUUAAAGAAAAAAAAGUGGUUGAGAUGUUUGUUGAUGGUGUAAAUGAAAGUUGACAGAGGGUUUUUUGUAUGUACACUAGUGUUCAAAAGUUUGGGGUCCCUUGGAAAUGUCCUUUUUUUUUUUUAAAGUAAUGCAGCAUUUUUCAAUGAAAAUAAGAAUAAAUGAAUCAUAAAUCCAGUCUAGACAUUGUUAAUGUGCUAAAUGACUAUUCUAGCUGGAAGCGGCUGAUUUUUAAUGAAAUAUCUACAUGGGAGUACAGAGGAACAUUUCCAGCAACCAUCACUCCUGUGUUCUAAUGCUACAUUGUGUUAGCUAAUGCUGUUGAAAGGCUCAUUGAUGAUUAGAAACCUUUUUGAAGUUAUGUUAACACAUGAAUAAAAGUGUGAGUUUUCAUGGACAACAGGAAAUUGUCUGGGUGACCCCAAACCUUUGAACAAUAGUGUUUAUUUUGGCAGAAAUGAGCAGUAACCUUUUAAAGUCUGGUCAUUACUUCUGAAUUUUGGUCUAGUAUUGGACCAUAAACUGUGCAGAGAAUGGGUCAUACUUGUGGCAAAUCAUGAAUCUGAUUUAACUUUAUACUAUUCUUAUAGCACAAUAUAUUAAGACACAUGCAAAUUGCAGUCAUCUGCCAGUACAAACCAUUUCUGUUAUGUAAAGUUGACAAAUGUAUAUGAGUAAAAAGAAACAUUUGUAAUUUACAGGAGAAAUUCAACAACUUUUACAGGACAUGGAGCACGGCCAUAAAGGUUUAGUAAAGGGAAAAGAGGCAGCUUUCCACUGCAGGAAGUCAGGGCAGGUGCAAGGUGGUGCAGAUGUUUACAGGAAAGACCCACUAAAUGACCCUUCAUUGUUAUGUUAAGUCAGAGUCCACCAAAAGUAAUGAUAUAAAGUAGUUAGUUGAUGUAUCUCCAGUUCUAUGAGCAUGUACGUAACAGAACAAUGGAGGUUUGUUUCUUAAUUUAUAGGAUGACAUUUAUAUUACUGAUGCUUUAGAGGAGGCGACUGCUACAUAGCAAGGACAUAGUGUAGUAAAAAAUAAUUAACUCACUACAGAAGUGUUACUUUUGCUCCUAUAACUGUUGGUUUCUUCAGCUUCACUCUUUAUGGCUUGACUUAACUGAUGUCUGCUCAUUUCUUUUUUUGUAUUGUGUGUACAGAUGCACCGGUUCCGGAUUUUCUGCGCUGAGAUAUAAAUGACUUUGGCAUGUUUCUCAAACUCCUACAGCUGGAAAUCAGCUCAGCGACACCUGAGUAGUGACAUGGGCCCAAGUUGGCUCUGUGGUCACUAGUUAUUACAGAAACUGACAGUAAUAGAGACACAUAUUUUAUUCAGUUGUAAUGUUUUCAUAGAGGAUACUUGUUGGUGUUGGAAAUACGCUACUGGUGCAUUUUGUUUUGAAGGUGUUGUGGAUGUUGUACUGAUGGGUUUGCUGGAAGUAACCGAAAGACCUUUUUUACUUUUGUUAAUGUCAUAUUUUUAAUGAUCUACACGGGACUUUUUGUUUGUUUUUUUAAUUUUUUUAACCUGAAUUGGGAUUUUUCCAUGUGGUCUCACAACACCGGCGCUCCUCUUCCAACUGCAGUUUUAGAAAACUGUCUGAAGGGAAGAGUUGCUUUGGACUCGACAAAAUGAGCUACAUUAAGGGCCCACUGAUUUAGAACUUUUUUGAAAAAAAAAACCAAAAGUGGCUUUGUUUUUGGAUUUUUUUGUCAUAUGUCUCAUCUUUUUCUUGUUUUGUUUCUCAUUUUUGUUGUUUUGUGUUUCCUCUUUGGUUUGUGCUUUUUGUCUUAUUUUUGGCAUUUUGUGUUUCGCUUUUGUUGUUUAUUUUUUUGUUGUUUUGUUUCUUGCUUUUGCCAUUUUUGUCAUUUUGUGGUUUUUUUUAUCUCGCUUGUCAUUUUUUUGUCGCUUUGUAACAUUUUUGUAUAAUUUUUUGUCUCUUUUUUUUGUUUUGUUUCAUGCUGUUUUUCUCAGUUGUGUUACUCAAAUGGGAACCGUUGCAUUCUGUAUGAUACUGUUUUAUAUUUAAAACACAAAAUGCCCCUCAGCCUUGUUUUGACAUGGUUUGUUUGGUCGGUUUCUACUUGCUGGUCACUGAGUAAUUAUUCUCUACACUGUGAGAGCAGCAGUGGGUGGAAUUGUUUUGUUUGUUUGACAGAGAAACUUCAGUUGCACCUUCUUUCUUAACAAGGAUCGAUGUUACACUGUAAUUUGCCCAUGCUGAAUUUGUAAUUCUUCUUUCUCAUUAGUCUAAUUGCUCCAUAGUCCUGAUGAAGCUGUGUGUAACUGUUGUACCAUCUGGUUGAAACUGUGGUGAUUUGUUUUUUUUGUGUGUGUAUUUUAGUGUAAAAUAAGUUAACCCUGUACAGCAGAUUAAUUGCCGAACCAUCAGCUUGGGAUUAAAACCUUUUUUUU